UUGUCUCUCUCUACACCCGCCGCCAUGGCCUCUCUCGUCGCCGCCAUAUCUUUCGCCAAACCCACACACCCCUCCAACCCUUCCCUCCCCAACUACGCUCCUCUAAAACCCACCAAAAUCUUUCUGUCCUCCGCUUUCACCCACUCGCCGACCACCCUCUUCCUCCGCCCCUCCGCCGCCGCUCCCCCCUCCCUCCUCCGCCGCCGCUCCCUCACCGUCCGCGCCGCCCGCGGCAAGUUCGAGCGGAAGAAGCCCCACGUCAACAUCGGCACCAUCGGGCACGUCGACCACGGUAAGACCACCCUCGCCGCCGCCCUCACCAUGGCCCUCGCCUCCCUCGGCAACUCUGCCCCCAAAAAGUACGACGAGAUCGACGCCGCCCCAGAGGAGCGGGCCCGCGGCAUUACAAUCAACACCGCCACCGUCGAGUACGAGACCGAGAACCGGCACUACGCCCACGUGGACUGCCCCGGACACGCCGACUACGUAAAGAACAUGAUUACCGGCGCCGCCCAGAUGGACGGCGCGAUUCUGGUGGUCUCCGGCGCCGACGGCCCCAUGCCGCAGACCAAAGAACACAUUUUGUUAGCUAAACAGACCAGGUCUGACGAAGAGUUGCUCCAGUUGGUGGAAUUAGAGGUCCGAGAAUUGCUUUCCUCGUACGAAUUCCCCGGCGACGACGUCCCCAUUGUUUCCGGCUCCGCCUUGCUCGCCCUUGAAGCUCUAACUGCAAACCCCGGGAUUAAGAGGGGAGAAAAUGAGUGGGUGGACAAAAUCUACCAGUUGAUGGCCGAGGUGGAUAAUUACAUCCCUAUCCCUCAGAGGCAGACAGAGUUGCCCUUCCUGAUGGCAGUGGAGGACGUGUUUUCGAUCACCGGCCGUGGGACAGUGGCCACCGGGAGGGUAGAGAGAGGGACCGUUAGGAUUGGCGAGACGAUUGAUCUUGUGGGUUUGCGCGAGACCAGCAUAUGGUGUCAAUUCAAUUCGGAUUCCUAG
Molecule: messenger RNA, 996 nt
Organism: Striga asiatica
Lineage: Eukaryota; Viridiplantae; Streptophyta; Magnoliopsida; Lamiales; Orobanchaceae
Source: the annotation of a GenBank genome assembly